This is a messenger RNA of Anoplophora glabripennis (Asian longhorned beetle), 767 nucleotides long. Its product is annotated as Krueppel-like factor 13. The record is from RefSeq and is a predicted model, not a curated record. Lineage: Eukaryota; Metazoa; Arthropoda; Insecta; Coleoptera; Cerambycidae. Gene Ontology annotation, molecular function: DNA-binding transcription factor activity, RNA polymerase II-specific; RNA polymerase II cis-regulatory region sequence-specific DNA binding. The transcript has a single exon. The annotation marks the transcript as partial. Gene Ontology annotation, biological process: regulation of transcription by RNA polymerase II.
UCGCCGUUGUCAAGUUGCCGCGGCCGCUCUCCUCGAUUCUCACGCACGCCGCCGAGUCACGCCUCCCACGGAGAUGAGCACGACCCUCUUCGCAGACACCUAAGUCCGCCGCGAGGUUUGUGAAGUGUUUCAGUGGCCACGAAUUCGGUUUCGCAGUGCUUCGAGUGUACCCUCACCCACGAUGGAUGACAUCAACUUCGCCGCACAGUGUCUCCUGGAGAUGUCCCACAGCAAGGACCACCUCAACCUGAACUUGAACCGCCCCCUGGACCUGUCCAAGUCCCUGAUCCGCGAGGAAAUCCUCUUCGUCAACCCCCCGGGCCCCGCCGUCAUCGUGGAACAGAUACCCAUGGUACCGGCCACGUAUCUCAAAGAGGAACCGGUCACCACCAACUCUACGGAGUCGUCCUCGUACAUGGUGGCCCGCAUCCUCACGGAUUUGACCAGGUUGAAGCAGGAACCGGUGCCGGAAGUGCCGUCCGACGGUGAGGGCACCCUCACCAUCGACGAAGAUCCCGAUGAGGGUUAUAACAGCUUCAACACCACCCCCAACAAACCGGCUAGGAGUGCCGAGAAGGCCGCGACAAGCGCCAAGAGUCGCAAGAGCGACGCGGGGCCGCCCCCGAAGAAGUCCAACGCCCCCAGGACGCAGUCCUCGCCCAGGCUGGGAACCCAGGCCAGGAAAACGCACAAGUGUUCCUACGAUGGCUGUCACAAGGUCUAUGGGAAGAGCUCGCAUCUGAAGGCCCACCUCAGGACGCAUACAG